GCCUCCCGCUCCCGGCGCCAGCAGAAAGGGGAGCGUCCGCCGCCAUGGAGUGACCGCCAGCCCCGGCCCUGCCCGGCCGCCCGCCCGAGCUGACACCAUGAACCAGCUGAUCCUUUGCACGCUGCUUCUCUUGGCCCCCCGGGAGCUGGUUGGGGCGUGUCCCGCGGGCUGCCAGUGCCAAGACCCCAAAACCAUCCUGUGCGCGGCCAGACGGGGCCAGACUGUGCCCCGGGGGCUGCCCCCCAACACCCUCUCGCUCUACGUCUUUGAGAAUGGCAUCUCAAUGCUCAGUGAGGACAGCUUUACGGGCCUUCCCGCCCUCCAGCUCCUGGAUCUCUCACAAAACAAGAUCACCAGCAUCCAGAAAAACAUCUUCCAGCCCCUGACGGAGCUCGUCAACUUGGACCUGUCCUCCAACCAGCUGCAGGAGAUCACCAACGAGACCUUCCAUGGGCUGCGGCUGCUGGAGCGGCUCUACCUGCAGAAGAACAGGAUCCAGCACAUCCAUGCCACUGCCUUUGACACGCUGGAGAACCUCCUGGAGCUGAAGCUGCAGAACAACCAGCUCUGGGCUGUCCCCCCCCUCAACCUGCCCAACCUCCUGCUGCUGGACAUCAGCUGGAACAAGAUCCCCACCAUCGCACCAGGGGCCUUCCAUGCCGUCAACAUCGAGUCCCUGAAGAUUGCGGGGCUGGGCCUGACAAGCUUAAACGAGGAGCUCUUCCAGGUCCAGAACAACCUCCACGAGCUGGAUGUCUCUGACAACCUGCUGGAGUGCGUUCCGGCGGUGCUGCGGCGGCUGGGGAGCCUCACCAAGCUCAGCCUGGCUGGCAAUGCCCGCAUCUCCCAGCUGCCAGCUGAGGACUUCCACAACCUUCACAACCUCCAGGAGCUGGACAUCAGCAACCUCAACAUCAACACCAUCCCUCGGGAUUUUUCCAGCUUCUUCCCCAGGCUGCGGGCCAUGACGGCCGCUGGCAACCCCUUCAACUGCAUCUGCCAGAUGAGCUGGCUGGUGCAGUGGGUGAACGCCAGCAGCGUGCUCCUCCGACGGCCUGAAGAGACACGCUGCCACUUCCCCCCUAAAAACUCAGGCAAGCUUCUCCACCACCUGCAGUAUGCUGACUUUGGCUGCCCCACCACCACCACCACCCCCACCACCCGCCGCACCACCACGCUGCCACCGCCCGCCCCGCUCCCCACCAGCAGCCGCCCUGCGCCGCAGCCCAGCACCGCCGUGCCCACCCUGGGGGACGAGUCCCCCCAGAGCAGUUCCACACUGGUGCCCUUCAGCGGCCCCCCAGCCCCCACCAGCCCCCCCCCACCCAUCUGUCCCCCUCGCACAUGUCUGAACGGUGGCACCUGCCACCUGGGUCCCCAAAACCACCUGGAGUGCUUGUGCCUGGCAGGUUUCACGGGAAUGUACUGUGAGGUGGAGGCGAGGGGGACGACGCCGAGCCUGGCCACGCAGGCCCCACCGCCCGGCAGGCGGGUCAGCAUUGCUCAGGUUGGCAGCACCUCCCUCAAAGUGGACCUGCAGAACUACAUCCAGUCCAGAGCGCAGCUGAAGGGGAUCCGCCUGAGCUACCGCAACCUCUCCGGGCCGGACAAGCGGGCAGUGAUGCUGCGUUUACCGGCUUCACUCUCUGAAUACACAGUGCGGGCGCUGAAGCCCAACUGCACCUACCGCGUCUGCAUCGGGCCCCUGGGGGAGAAGGUCUCCAAGGAGGAGCACUGUGCUGAGGCGCAGACCUUGCCAGCGAGUCACCAGCAGCACUCCCCUGUCACCCAGAGCAAGGACAGCAACCUCACCCUGAUGAUCGUCCCCGCGCUGGCUGCCAUGCUGCUGCUGGUGGUGGUGAUCACCGCCAGCACGUACUACUGCCGGCACCGCCAGCCCAAGGCGCACGCCGGCACCGGGGGGGAUGCAGGCCCGUUGGAGCUGGAAGGGGUGAAAGCCUGCCUGGAAAACGGGGAUUUGAGCAGCCACGGCCGCAAGGUGCCGGAGGCAGCGAUGCUUUCCGGCGGCUCCGAGUGCGAGGUCCCGCUCAUGCAGUCACACUACCCCAGCAACAACAACACCCCGGGGCUCAAACCCUCCUAUUUCUGAGCCAGGUUGGGAUGGAGCUGCUGGCAAGGGGAGCCCUGCACAGACCAGGGGCACCCAGCCGGGUCCCUCUGGGGCGAGGAACGGCGAGGAGUUAACUGAAGUAAGGCAGAAAAACCUCAAACCCCUAACGUGCAAUUUCUGAGAGGCUGCGGCGCUUCGGAAGGAGACACUAAUUUUACCACUCAGUGCCUUGAUUUCUGAGACUCGACAUAGAACAUGGGU
This is a messenger RNA of Apus apus (common swift), 2332 nucleotides long. It is a transcript of the gene VASN, whose product is annotated as vasorin. The record is from RefSeq and is a predicted model, not a curated record. The transcript is spliced from 2 exons. Gene Ontology annotation, molecular function: protein binding. Bases 98 to 2110 code for a protein of 670 amino acids. NCBI's taxonomy places the organism in Eukaryota, Metazoa, Chordata, Aves, Apodiformes, Apodidae. Gene Ontology annotation, cellular component: plasma membrane.